Molecule: messenger RNA, 3396 nt
Organism: Osmia lignaria (orchard mason bee)
Lineage: Eukaryota; Metazoa; Arthropoda; Insecta; Hymenoptera; Megachilidae
Source: RefSeq, a predicted model, not a curated record
AGAAAUAUUCGUUGAAUCUUCAAAGAUAAUAAAAAGAACGUAAUCCCGUCUUAAUCGACGUACAGGAUACGUAUAAAUUAUACUUUGUUACGUAACGAAAUACCUUUUAAACGAGUAAAGCACCGACGAGAGUGCUUACCAAUGAUUUUAUAAGAAGUUUUUAUAGAGUGUGAACCGAGUCUCGAUUUCGUGACGUAACAUUCGAUUCGAUUCGAUUCGAUUCGUUUCGUUUCGUUUCGUUUCGUUUCGUUUCAUUUCAUUUCAUUUCGAAUUCUGCAUUAAAUUAGAACGCAACAUGUAACGUGUUACAAAGAGAACACGGAGCAGGCAAAGAAAGAAAGGUAAAUAUUUAGAAUAAGGGAGCCACCUCUGAUUUCGUACUUUUCGUAAGUAUCUAAAAAAGUCCUUGCCAAAGGGGUUAACGUCGUCGCUAGGGCGAAGCCCCUUAUUGUAAAUAUUUACCCUGAAACGUCCUGGAAAAAAUACCUGGAAAGGGAAAGAAGCGAAUUUUUAACAGGUGCGCGAAGAAAGCGCGCGUUCUAUUGUUUUCGAUGAUCGGGUGGCUGACGGAAAACGAGUAGAUAUGCAUAACGAGAAACGGUUUAAGACAGCAUCCAAACGGAGAGCAUCUUGCGUAUCCGAUGGGCAACAAAGUCGCUGUAAAAAAUUUAAAGACAAACGAACAAUUCUUCCUUGCUGGGCACAAAAAUGUAGUAUCCGCUUUGUGUGUUUCACCUAAUGGAAAUCUAUUAGCUUCCGGUCAAGUGAAUCAUUACGGUUUCAAGGCAAUGGUGAUAAUAUGGAACUUUGCGGAACGUAAAAUCAAAGCUAGUCACGAAAUACACAAAGUCAGAGUCGAGGACGUGUGUUUCACUAACGACGAACGGUAUUUGAUCAGUCUCGGGGGCAUCGACGAUGGUUGCAUCGUGGUGUGGAAUGUCGAAAACGGAACUCCACUUUGUGGUACGUUGGCAAACAGCGGAAUGUUUGGAAACGCUACAACGAUCGCGCGAACAAAUCUUUCUAAAAGGAAUUUUCUCACUGCCGGGGAUGGAACAUUAAAACUAUGGUAUAUCGAUGAAAAAGAUGGAAAAUUGAAUGGGAUCGAGGCGAAGAUCGGGAAAAUGAAACGUGCCAUCAAUUGUCUGGUCGUAGACGAAAACGAUGAAAACGUUUAUUGCGGAACGACAUCCGGUGACAUCUUAAAAGCAAGGCUGAACAUCGGAGAGUUGCAAGAAUCGAUAAAAUGUCCGAUUAUGAUCGGAUGCUAUUCAAAGAUACCAAAGCACAUGUCGCGAGGUAAUUCAAACGGGGGAGAAGUAUACGCGGGUGGUGUGAAAAAUUUGUUACUCUUACCGAAAAAGAAAAUAGUCGUAGGCGCAGGCGAUGGAACGAUCGAAUUGAUCGAGAUAAAAGAAAACUCGGGAUUCGUCAAAGACGAGGCAAAGAAGAAUUCGUUGGUCAUACCGUGUAUAAUAACGCAUCGUAGCGGGAACGUCUGCGCCACGGUAACAUCGAUGACCCGUUACCGAAACGAUUUUCUACUGGUAGGAACAAGUUUAUGCGAAAUUCACGAAAUCGAAUUGUCAACUUUUCGUACACGUAUAAUCGUCACCUGUCACACCAGCGCUAUACACGAUCUGGCAUUUCCACGUAACUCCUCGGAGAUAUUUGCAACGGCUGGAAAACACGAUAUACGAGUAUGGAAGCUGUCAACGCAAAAAGAAUUGCUCCGAAUCACCGUACCGAAUUUUGUCUGUUCUAGUCUCUGUUUUGAUCGUAAUGCCGGCUCAAUAAUAUCUGCGUGGAACGACGGUACUCUACGAGGAUUUGCUACGAACAGCGGAGAACUUUUAUUUUCGAUCGACUGUGCGCACACGAAACCUGUGACAACGGUUACGAUCAGCAACGACGACAGUAAACUGAUCAGCGGUGGUUGCGACGGCCAGAUACGGGUAUGGAAUGCAAAAACGUACGCGCGACAAUUAUUGACCGUGUUGAAGGAACACAGAGGACCGAUAACAUCGCUGCACGUUUCACCGGACAACGAAAGUUUUAUCAGUUCCAGCAGCGAUGGUACAUGCGUGAUGUGGGACGCAGGAACAUUGAAGCGUAAGUUCACACUGAGAGGAAACACAAUGUAUAUGGCAACGUGCUUCGCUUCCGGUGGCGUACAAAUUUUAACCUGUGGUACGGAUGGUAAAAUAGCGUACUGGGAGAGCUUGGAUGGUUCGUUGGUUCGUGAAGUGGAAGGUUCAGCAGUUGGCACGUUAAACGCUAUAAAUAUAAGUCCCGAUGGACGGUAUUUCGUCACCGGUUCAGACGACUGUAUCGUAAAGCUUUGGGAAUAUCGUACCGGAAAUAUCAUUCGCACAGGCGUUGUUCACGCUGCUGCUAUCACUGGUUGUGCUUUCGCUCCCACCGGCGAUUUCAUCGUUACGAUAAGCGCGGACGGAGCUAUAAUAAUUUGGAAGUAUCCUUUCGAAACGUCUAGCUCGAACGAUAACGACGAUUGCAACAAGUCUUUGCGUUGCGUUCGCGAUACAAAAAAUGUAUCGUCGUAGAGAGAAGUCGCUCAUAACGAAUAUCAAAUCGUACACCCGCGUCAAAAUAUUUACGCGUAGCAUUUCUGCAUCAUAGGUGUUAAUUUGCAAAUUUUUAUUAAAACCAGAUUUAUUCAAAUAAUCUUUUCAUCGUGCUAAAAUUGUUCAAUCACUUUGCAAAACCAUAUUAUUCUUCCACACACAACAUUUAUACUUAAGGUUGAAUAUUUCAUAUAUAUAUAUAUAUAUAUUAAAAGAUGGGAUGUGGGAAAAUAAAGCAAUAAUUUUUUACACAUAGUGAACGCGUUACUAAACUUCGAUAAUAUCGAUAGUUCAUUCGUAAUUAGGAUGUAUAUCGAGAAACCCAUUACGAACGAUCUGCAAAUUGUAUCGAGAGACAUAGAAUAAGGAAUACAUAGAUCUACCAUCGCAAAACACGAAAACUUUGCCUUGGAAAAGAGCAAUUUCCUCCUACGAACGCGCCAUGUUGGGAUCGAUGUCGCAAGUAAAGGAAAAAAUGAAUUAAUGAAAAAAGCAUUUUCCGGAAAGGUUGGUCUCGGGAAGUACGGUAUGCGGAAAGUUUGUCUUCGGAAAAGUCGAUUUAUCCCCUGUGGCUGGGGGUUUAGAAUACAGCCACAGUAACCCCUGCUUGUCGUAGGAGGCGACUAAAAGGGGACGUUGUUACUGUUGAAGUAGCCUCGAUUUCGAUCCUGGGGCAUAGACAUAGUAACUAUAUUUACCUAUUUUUUUAUUUAAGAGCAAGAUUUCAUACGUAUAUACCGGCAAUGUCACCUAUUUGCGUAUCGUUGCCUCCCUAUAUUUAAAUAAACUAUUAUUUCCUAUAUCGUACUUU